Dothidotthia symphoricarpi CBS 119687 is the source of this 7476-nucleotide messenger RNA. RefSeq lists its product as uncharacterized. Gene Ontology annotation, molecular function: cysteine-type deubiquitinase activity; cysteine-type endopeptidase activity. Gene Ontology annotation, biological process: protein deubiquitination. The record is from RefSeq and is a predicted model, not a curated record. The transcript has 8 exons. Lineage: Eukaryota; Fungi; Ascomycota; Dothideomycetes; Pleosporales; Dothidotthiaceae. The coding region runs from base 1 to 7476 and encodes 2491 amino acids. Gene Ontology annotation, cellular component: nucleus; cytosol.
AUGAGUCUGCGGGACCAUGAUAUAGUGCUGUCUGAGGCUGCAGACGAGCCCGCAAUUGCCAAUCCCGCAUCACCGUCGCGCCGCAACCCCGUCGAAGACGCAGACUCUAGCUACACCCGCAAACGCCCCCGACUAGACAGCGGCAGCGACAGCCUUCGCGCCAUGUCCACCGAGCCUGACUCUUCGCACCAGGACCCCACAUCGCCCCGCGACAAGCAGGUAGAAAUGACGAUACGUCCGCACCCGCCCUUGUCACCUGCGCCCGCCGACGCCAUGCAUAGUGAUGGUAUCAGCGGCUCUUCCGAGGACGUGCAGUCCGCCCAGGACCAGUCUCCAAUUAUUAUAGCCUCCACAGAAGACGAAGAGAGCCCGCCCAUCAUGGUCAUUGAGGACGACGAUGACGAUGAGGAGUCGGCUGGGUUCUUGGUCCAGAUAGACGCAGAGGACUACUUCGAGCAGUUUCCCCACACUCGACACGGAAACUACCUCCAGGCAGUCCAGGCCCUCACGCAGCACAUCCAAGGAUCUGGUGCUAUCAACACCGAACUCUUCCCACGUCUGUCCCAAUGGCUCCUAGCCCUCCCCGACCCUUCGAACAACCUCCAGAACUUCUACGUGAACAAAGCCAUGUUCUGGGACGAGUUCGCAAACAUGGUGGCCAAGUUGUUGAACCGGAGGUACCAAUGGAUGACUGCUCUCAAUGCCGGUCAGGAUAAUGACACGAGCAGAUAUCCAUUUGGAGAACAUGCCGACGACGAUGUGCAGAUAAACGAGAUAUUCUGCGGCUUCCUAGGCGCCUACAUGAGAUUAUGUUCUCACCUCAUGCUGGUCGAUGUCCACCUGCUCUCCCGGUCUCCGCCCAACGAGAGCUACCCCCUACCCUUGUUCAGCCAGAAACAUAUGCGGCAUCUCCAUACCCUGUUCCGCACUGAGAAAGCCCCGGUGUUACACGUCUUGCACAAGGAAUACUCCGCCGAUGUGCGCGAGAUGAGCAAUCGUCUACACAAAUGUUUCCUCGAUGCGGAUGGCGCUCAGAACAUUCUUCGACUGGCUGAUGAAGCAUUCCAUAAAGUGCCACUAAAUACCCAGACUUUGAUAGCUUCCUGGGCAUCCCAGAUUCUCAGCUCGUUAGGCUGGGCCAUCUAUGAGCUUCCAAACGCGGACCAUCUUAUCAGUCGUUCCGAGUACUGCCAUGGUGCCCUAUUAUUCUUUCGCAAGUACAGUGAGGAUCUGGAGAACCCAAGCACGGUUGGCGAUGCUGGCGUUGCUAGAGACCUCAUACAAAACUUCUCUGUUCUACUUCUUGAGCUUUGUCAGUGGAGCGACGAGAUUGCUGCCGAGCUAGUCGGCGAGUUCUUGGAUUUCAGCGAACCGAAUUCUCCCACAACCCCAUCUAUGCAAAACACGACCAUCACUGAUCAUGGCGACUACCGGCAGGAUCCUACAGCCUUCCCUGCUCUGGUUACCAGCGCGUGGAAGUUCAAACUUCUCCGCAGAUACCUCGUCAAAGGUCGAAUGGAGCUGCGAGUAAUGAGCAUUGCGUACAUGGAUGCCGCCCUGAUCGAAAUUUUCCGAGAGUACAACAUCAUCGAACCGGCCGGAAAUCAUACUGUCAUGCAGUAUCUUGCCGAGUUCCUUCUUCACGGGCGCGUGGUGGAUUACAUCAUUAGUGUUGAUUCGCAUCCACAACUCAUCUCCCGGAGUGCGAACAUCGUCGGAUUCCUUGUGGUCACCCAUCGUUGGACCGACAGCCAAGCUGACGAUAUCUGGAAAACGGUUUCCAACAGCCCUGAUCCUCGGGUAGUAACUGCAAUGAUGGUCAUGCUUCGAGGCAUUAUUGGCCUCAUGCAUCCUCCUGACCACCUUUAUCUCUGUCAGAAGCUCCACGAUCUACCCAUCGAAAACUAUACGAUGGACAUCUUACGAUUUUUACGAGAGGUGACCGUCAAACUUGUCGACAAGUUCCCCCCGAUCGACUACGAUGUUAGAGGACCUAGUGCACGCCCCUGGAACGUUUGUAUUCAGAUACUCCGAGAAACAGCGCCAAGCCGAGACGCAAACAAACAUCUGCUGGAUCUACAUGCUGAGGCCGACGAACAACUCCGCUUACUGGCUACCGUCGUGCCCCGGUUGGAGCGACAGGCCAUCUAUCGUGAGUGUGCACAGCAUAUUACCAACCAAUCGCCGCAAGCGACUGGCAGUGUGCGGGUUAUCCUCAUUCUUGCGUCGCCGCCAACCCAGGGCGACAGUCUGUUUUUCCAGAACAUCCCCAAUCUGACGCGGCAAGUUCUCGAAGAGAUACCAUCCUUCGUCAAGAAGGAGCGUGAAAAUGGCUACCACUCUCACCAAAUGCAGGCUCUGCGAUACCGACUGGAAGUUCUUGCACUACUAAUCAGUCGAGCUGAAAAAGGCAUCCCAACCGACAUCUAUCCGGAUAUUUGGGAUCACAUCGUUGGCAAGCAUGCGUUGUCGGACAAUGCCCGAGACCUAGCUUGGACGCAUCUCCUCCACACGAUCAAAACCUUUCCAGACAACAAGUUCUGCAAGCAGCUGGUGUUCUCGUAUGUGUCCAAAAUGGACCCAAAGUUUUACACUCCGGCCAUGUUCGAAUUUGUUGCUAGUUACCGUUUCCCCACCAUAAGACAGACGGUUUCGACAGAAACUGGAGAUGUCUCCCUCCUGCAAAUUCCUGGCGCGGAUCUGUUAUGGUCGAUCAUGUUGUCCGCUCCCCAAGGCACGAUCGAAGACCGUGCUGCUUGUCUUCUUGCUGCUCGCUACGUGGCAAUGUGCGAAAGCGAAGACUUCAACUUACAGGAAGUCGAAGACGCUCACAUCACUCUUGUGGAAAAAUGUAUGCAGGAGCUCAGAACUGCCUCUCUAGCGUUGCGCGAGAAAUCAUCAGAAGAGCCAACUUCAGCAGAUAUGGAUCCCACCAUUUCUGGGAAUACGAUCGAGCAGAGCCAGGACCGUUUCCGUAGAAUACUUGUCUUCCAGCAGCAAUUGCUGGAGUUCGUUCGACAAAGGCCUGAAUUCAAUCGCACACGAGCAGAUUCUAAAGUCGAGGCUAUGGAGACCGAUAUCCCAUUUGGAGAUGCCAUCACAAUCAAGUAUCAAUGUGGCAACGACAGACAGUCGGUAUCCAUGGCAUCAGAACAUACACUGGAGGACCUGCAUCGGAGACUGUGCCAUGCAACGGGAUUUACCAAGAUCAACCUUUUCGCUAACGGCCAACGGUUGAACGUCAGCGAAAAGGCACGUCAGAAGAUCUCCGAUACCAAUUUGGGCGGGCAGUUGCUUGUACAGAGGGCAGAAGGAGCUGAAGUCACUCGUUCCAUGCCAGAGUCAAUCGCAGGAUCUUCGGCUUUCGAACUGAACGUGGUGAGACAUUUUGAUGAGCUGUUUGCUUGGAUGGAUUCAGAUGACACCACGAGUCGACUGCUUUUCGACUUCCUCAGUCUCUUCCCAGCCCGUAUAACGUUAGCAGACAGCGUCACGACAGGUGAAGCAUCUCCCGACCAGUUGUUUCCACCCGGGAGGUUUUUCCAGGCCAAAUACUCUGCGCAUGCUCUUCAGUCGAAGUUAAGGGAACAACUGCGUAAUUCUGCAUUGAAUGAGAACUUCUUGGCCAAUGCUGUUAAGCUCCUCGAUAGGGCUCUGCUGAACCGAGAACUGAUCAGUGAUUCACUCUCUGAACCUCAGGAACUUCAGCUGGCGGCUGUGUUCGUAAACGUUCUCUUGGAGUUUUUGAGAGAGCGCCUAUCUUCCGACGUUUCAUCUAACUACUUCUCUGACGGAACGUUGCUUGCGAAUCGACUCAUGACGAUACUAUCGGUCGCACUUCAAGCAGAUGAUGGCGCUAUUAUCGUGGAAAACUCUUACGCUACGAUUAUGGAGGCGUCACUGCAUUCCCAUGCUGUCUGGAAGGCAUUUAUCAGCAACCCCGACACGCCUCGUAUUCACCGAAUGCUUCUUUUGGUCGAUCCACGACAAUCUAUUCGAGAACACGUCGGACAGAAAAUAGCUUCUAUCUGCGGCGGCGACCUUCCGUCAACAUGCCCCGUCGACAAGGCAGAGAUAGCUGCACGCUUUUGGGAUAUCAUUGCAGAUAUUCUCCCUGAUGCAGUCCACUACUCUCAACAAUCGGUGCAGUUGUUCGACAUUGCAGAGCACGUUUUCCGGACCAGUGACGAAUACAAGCGCGACGAGGAAUCACUACGAUCGUUUCUGACGCAAUGGAGCAAUCUGCUCUUGGGCUAUGAACAUCAAGAGUUCGCGGGCCGUGAACAGAUUGAUUACGUUGUCUUUGGCUUCACUAAGCUCCUACUGUGCUGCAUUUUCUCCCUCAAGUCUUUCAAGAAGCCUUUCGACGCUAGCACGUUGAUGACCAAAAUCUUCAGAAAGUACAUUUUCGUGAAAAGUGCUCGGCCUACGGAUAUCGAGGCAGAAGAAUGCGCCGCGGAGCCCAUGGCCCUUCCUAUUUUGGAAGGUCAUACAAGGAAGGAACUUUACGACCUCAUGAUCUCUCUGGCCGACGACAGCAACACUUACAACUCUCUCCUUCAGUUGACUAAGGAAGUCGAAUCUGAGAAUAGCACCCCAGUAUUAGCGACCCUUUCCGUUGACCGUUUACUGGAGAUCCGCUCUUCCACAGGAUAUGUUGGCCUAUACAACCCUCGAAAUAUCUGCUACAUGAACUCGUUGUUAACACAACUGUUCAUGAAUGUAAACUUUCGGCGAUUCAUACUAGGGCUGGAGAUUAAAGCUGGCGAUACCUCACGGCAACUCUUGUUUGAGACACAACGACUUUUCGCAGAGAUGCAGAAUUCAUUGCGCAAAUCGACUGAUCCACGUCGGUUUGCAGCUUGCGUAAGUAGCCUGGACAAAACACCUAUUGAUAUCACGGUUCAGAUGGACGCCGACGAGUUUUACAACUUGCUCUUCGAUCAAUGGGAAGCUCAAUUGACCAGCCCGGAACACAAACAGAAGUUUCGCUCUUUCUACGGCGGAGAAACGCUCAACCAAGUCCGCUCAAAAGAGUGCAAACACGUCUCUGAGCGCACGGAGCCUUUCUUCGCUGUACCAUGCGAUGUUCAGGGCAAAGAUAAUCUCCAGGAGAGCCUUCAGUCGUUCGUGGACGGCGAUGCCAUGGAGGGAGACAACAAAUACAAGUGCGAGGCGUGCGGCGGCAAAUUCGUGGACGCUGUGAGGCGAACAUGCCUCAACGACGUGCCGGAUAACAUGAUCUUCCAUCUCAAGCGUUUCGAAUUCGAUCUGAACGACUUCAGUCGGAGGAAGAUUCAUGAUCAUUUCGCAUUUCCAAACUCCAUUGAUAUGAGCCCGUACAACGCCAAAUAUGUCGAUGAUCCUGCCAAAUCGCGCAAAGAAGACAUGUUUGAUCUCGUCGGUGUCAUCGUACACAUGGGUACGUGUGAGAACGGACAUUAUUACUCGUAUAUCCGCGAGCGGCCCUGUCCAACCGAAAGCGACCCAGCAUCAACCUGGAUGGAAUUCAACGACCGCGAAGUAAGUCUGUUCGACGCAGCAGAGAUUCCUCAGCGUACUUUUGGAGGUACAUGCGAGGAUGGAUACAACCGACAAACCAAGAACUUCUCUGCGUACAUGCUAUUCUAUCAACGUAGGGCUGCUAUCGACGAUGAUCAGCGCCAAUGGGCCACCUCUUCGCGUGGUCAAUCCCCUAAGGUUCCAGUUCCACAAUCGCUCCAGGAAGACAUCGACGUUAACAACGAGCAUUUCAUCCGGGAGUACUGCUUGUUCGAUCCGAAUUACUCGAGAUUCACGCGACAGUUGAACGCUACAUCACGCAUGGUCAACCAUGGGACCUGCUCAGAAGACCAUACACAAGAGAGCCUCGCACUGCAAAUCUUACUAGCACAUGUCAGCCGGAUUGUUUGGCGCCAUCAGACACCUGAUAUUUUCAUGGAGACUUUGCCCCAGCUUCGCAAAUCCAUGCUAUCAUGUCCAAUGUGUUGCAACAUCGCAUUGAAGUGGCUAGCUCUCGACGAAAAUGCCCUUAUGAAUUUACUUUUGCGGUGCAUUCACCCCAAGAUACGGUCACAAACGCGCACUCUCCUGAUCGACAGUCUCAAGUUCUUCCGUGAGAAAGAACCGACCCUGUAUGGUUUGGAAGGCACUGAAAAUGACAUGGAACUGGACUCUCCAGCCUCAAUGGAAGGACUACUAGCACGUGUGGUCCGGCAGCUGCGUACCCUUGUGACGGACUCUUACAAGAGCACUCGAGGCUGGGACGACCUUUACCUGACCCUGAUUCAACUGGCCGAAAUGGGCAAUGUGGAAACGGCCGUAUUGCUGAACAACAACAUGCUGGAAUUCUGCCUUCGACUUUUUGUCAUGCACGCAUAUCCAAAACUCCAGCAAGAUGCCCCUGAACUUGCAAGAGCCAUGGAAAGGAAGCGGGGCGUGUUCAACAGGAUGAUCGGAUUCAUAUAUGCACUCCUCUCUCGCAUGGACAUACGUCUGCCGGCCGUUGUCGAGUCUCAGAACAUGGAUCGACUGUCCACAUACGAUCGAGAGUACCAAAAGUUCCCACUUACUCGUGUAGAGAAGCAGAUGAUCCUUUACUGGUCGCAAGACUUGAAGGCUCUUGCUGUUUUGGACAAGAUGGUUGAAUCGUUUGAUCGAACCAAGACGGAGAAUUUCUAUCCUGGGGACGUUUUGAAAUGGAUCCUCCAAUCGCCUGAUCGAACUAUCCAGAUGCACAUAUACAAUACGGUAUCUGAAGGCAUCUCUCAGCUCGAUCCUCCGUAUUGCGAUGCUUACGUACGGGCAGCUUUGCCAUUCUGCGAAGCUUGUCCAGUGCCCGACUAUGUCCUGAGAGUCAUUACCGCCGUGUCCAAGGCGCCUCUCCGGGCUGAAGACGAACGUGCACCUAGCGGCGAAGUUGUGCUUCAGUUCUUGAGCGGGCUUUUGACGACGACAAAUGAGGACGUUUUCGAACUGAAAGAUCCUUACAUCUUUCACAAGUACGUCAUGCUCAAGAGCCGUGACUUCGCCAUACCGCUACUCCUCAACGGCCAAGAACUCAUUCGAAGAGCGACCCAGAACUUCCUGUACGAGCUUUUCAAUUUGGAAGAGGACGCUCCUUCGAAACUCCAUGUUCACAAGUACCAAGUAAUCCGUAACUUCGCCACAGAGUUGAUGGUGAAGAUCGCUUACGAACAGGAAGCUGGGAUGCUCCGUUCGUACUUGAAUCCGAUGAUUGAGUCUUGCCGGUCGCUUUGCCAACAGUUAUACAACUUAAUCAACACUGAGGAUGUUGAGCAAGAGCAGUAUAAAGACGAGAAUGACUCCGCACUGAUCAUCCAGUGGCAGACGGAGAUUGAGCCUCGACUUCGACAGUGGCCAGAUGAGGGUACACCUCUGUCAGCGGGGGAAGCUUUUGAGCAGUCAGAUUAUGGUAGUGAGUCAGACGAUGACCACAAUCACCUUGAUCUUUGA